Messenger RNA from Ochotona curzoniae (black-lipped pika), 3581 nucleotides. It is a transcript of the gene LRRC32, whose product is annotated as leucine rich repeat containing 32. Gene Ontology annotation, molecular function: protein binding. The record is from RefSeq and is a predicted model, not a curated record. Bases 27 to 2039 code for a protein of 670 amino acids. NCBI's taxonomy places the organism in Eukaryota, Metazoa, Chordata, Mammalia, Lagomorpha, Ochotonidae. The transcript has 3 exons.
GCGCCGGACGCGCUGAACCCAGAGCCAUGAGCCCCCAGAUCCUGCUGCUGCUGACCGUGCUCACCCCAGGCCUGGCCACCUCCCAGCAGCGACUCAAGAUGCCCUGUAAGAUGGUGGCCAAUGAGGCCUUGUGCCAGAACCUGGGUCUGCUGCAGGUGCCUGCCCUGGUGAAGUCCGACAUCCAGGCCCUCGACCUGUCUGCAAACCAGCUGCAGAGUGUCCUGGUCGCGCCCCUGGGCCUCUACAAGGAACUCCGCCGUCUGGACCUGAGCGCCAACGAGAUCAGCUUCCUGCAGCCAGGCGUCUUCCAGGCCCUUCCCCAGCUGGAGCACCUCAACCUGGCUCACAACCGCCUGGCGGCAGGUACCACACUCAACACCACCGGGAGCCUGAGUCCCCUGCCGCUCGUGACCUCCCUCGACCUGUCUGGGAACAGCUUGUACAGCGACCUGCUGGAGCAGCUGCUGGGUGAGGCGCCGCGCCUGCGUAGCCUCUCGCUAGCCGAGAACAGCCUCACGCACCUGGGCCGCCACACCUUCCGAGGGCUGCCGGCACUGGAGCACCUGGACCUGCACAGCAACGUGCUGAUGGACAUCGAGGAUGGUGCCUUCGAGGCCCUGCCCCGCCUGACCCACCUCAACCUCUCCAGGAAUUCCCUCACCUGCAUCUCCGACUUCAGCCUGCAGCAGCUGCGGGUGCUGGACCUGAGCUGUAACAGCAUCGAGGUCUUCCAGACAGCGGCCACUCAGCCCCCGGCCGAGUACCAGCUCGCCUGGCUGGACCUGCGCGAAAACAGGCUGCUCCAGCUCCCUGACCUGGCCGCGCUCCCCAGACUCAUCUACCUGAACAUGUCCAACAACCUCAUCCGGUUCCCGGCAAGCUCGCCCCAAGGUGGUGAGGACGGUGACGGCCCAGGCCCUGUAACAGUACCUUCCCGGCCCCUGGAAGCUCCCAGCAGCAGUGGCAGCUGGAACACUAGCAGCCAGCCCCUCUCCCAGCUCCUGAAUUUGGAUCUGAGCUACAAUGAGAUCGAGCUGGUGCCCCUCUCCUUCCUGGAGCACCUGACUUCCCUACGCUUCCUUAACCUCAGCCGCAACUGCCUGCAGGCUUUCGAGGCACAGCACACGGGUGCCCUGCCCUGCCUGGUGCUCCUGGACCUCAGUCACAACGCACUGCAGGCACUGCACCUGGGCACCAAGGCCUUGGGCUCCCUGCGGACGCUGCUGCUGCAGGAUAAUGCCCUGCGGGACCUGUCCCCACACACCUUUGCUGGCUUGGCCAGCUUGCAGAGGCUCAACCUGCAAGGUAACCGGGUCAGCCCUUGCGGGGGAACAGGGGAGCCCACACCCCCGGGCUGCGUAGGCUUCUCUGGCCUCUCCUCCCUACGCGUGCUGAACCUGGUGGAUAACGGAAUGGAGGUGCUCAGGGCGGGGGCCUUCCUGCGCACUCCGCUCAAGGAGCUGGACCUGUCUGGCAACCCUGGGCUGGAGGUGGCCACGGGGGCCCUGGCGGGCCUCGAGGCUUCCUUGGAGGUCCUGGCACUUCAGGGCAAUGAGCUGGCCGUCCUACAGGUGGACCUGCCCUGCUUCAGCUGCCUCAAGCGGCUGAAUCUGGCCGGGAACCGUCUCAGCCACCUGCCUGCCUGGACACAAGCCGUUUCGCUGGAGGUGCUGGACCUGAGGAAUAACAGCUUCAGCCUCCUGCCAGGCAGUGCCAUGGGUGGCCUGGAGACCAGCCUGCGGCGCCUCUACCUGCAGGGCAACCCACUCAGCUGCUGUGGCAAUGGCUGGCUGGCUGCACAGCUACACCGAGGGCGCGUGGACGUUGACGCCACACGGGGCCUCACCUGCCGCUUUGGCUCCCAGGAGGAAGUGUCCCUGAGCCACGUGCGUCCCGAGGACUGCGAGAAAGGAGGGCUCAAGAAUGUCAACCUCAUCCUCCUCCUCACCUUCACACUGGUUUCCGCCGUCCUGCUCACCACGCUGGCCACCUGCUGCUGCAUGCGUAGGCAGAAGUUUCACCAACAAUACAAAGCCUAGGGAAGCCUGAGAACCUUCCAGACCAAUGGGUAGGGGAGCCCAGGGGCCCAGGGGGUGACUGACUUCAGGUCCCAAAGGGAGGCUGACGUGCAAGGACCCUGACAUCUGACCCCCACCCCGAGCUCCUUUCCAUAGGACCCAUUGUGUCAGCCCAUGAUCCACAUAGGAUUCAGCAUGGCACGCCAGAAGAUGGGUGGUCAGGGGUGACAGAAUAAAGCUGACCCCUCAGAUCUACACAUCUUCAGCGAACACCCGUGUCCUCCCACACUCUGCUCCAGGCACUGAGGACAUCAGGAAAACAUGUCUGUGUCCUCCAGGCUCCUCUGGGAGGGGGACACUGCCGUGCGACCACGGCUCUGCUGCAUUCCCCCACUGCCACCAUGCCCUGCCACCCCAGGCUGGUGCUGUGCCCAGACAAGGGAGCCAGGAGGGUAUGCAUGACAUGUUUCCUGGCAGACUGUUUGUCACAUCUGCUGAUAAUGACUGUUAGCCUCUGGCAAAUGCAGAACUGGAGCCUGGGAGUUGGUCCUGGAUCCAGGGCUGGGAGGCCAGGAGCUGUGGUAGCUCCCACAGGAUCUGCUUAACAGCUGGCAGCCCCCUGGGCUUGGCCAAGCCCCCUGGUCAUUCUCUUCCUGCUGUCACCCCCACCCCAUACACUCUCCAGGUGCACACCCCAUCCCCAAGGCCCGUGGGUUCCCUUGCUGCAUCCUGGCCCUGCUCUGGCUGCUGGCUGCCACUGUUUCAUGCCCACCUUGGAAGCCUGGGUGCAGGGCCCAGCCUUGGGCCUGCCAGCCUCAGGGACAGAGGUGUUUAUCCUCAUCUCAUGGAAGAGGAAACUCGGGCUCCCAAGAUCCCCCCACUGUAUUCCCCCAGCUGAGCCCCGGGGAGCUGAGCCUCGGGUCCCUCUUUCUGUCCCUGCAACCCAUACUAGGUUGCUGCAAGGGCCGGAGGCUGCUGAGGGCACAGAAAGUGGCCCAUGGUACCCCGACAGGGCCCAAGCACCUGUGCUGUCCAUGCCCUGUCUUCCUUCACUGCCUCAGUUUCCCCUCUCCCUCCCUUGCAGGCUGGUGUGGGUUCUUCUUCCUCUUCUUGCCCUGGCCUAACAUCCUUUCCUGUCCCUCCACUGAGCUUCAUGCGGGGAUUGGUACUCAUCAGUCCGAAUUCCCCACUGCACAGAACGGAAAACUGAGGCUUCACAAGGGUGGGAGUGGUUCUGUUGCUAACCCUGCAGGGUUUAUUUUUCCCUCUAGACAAAGCCCAUGCAGAUAAUCCCAGGCCUCCCUGCUGGGGAAUCAGGGGCCAUCUGUGAAGAAGGGGAGCACUAGGCCCAGCCAUCCCAUGUGGUGUCCAUCCUCUUCCUCAAGCCCCUGCCUGGCCCAAGCUGGGACCCUGACAGGUGCUCAGUGAUGGGUGAGGAAAUAAAAAUGCCACCUCUGCGCCCCAUUGUACAGAUGGGAGAACUGAGGUCUCUGCCAUGGGUAGAGCCUGAUGUCCUGCCCCAGCCUGGGUCCUGAUGAGGAGACCACAGUCAUGGGCACUAUU